AUGAAUUCUAAUGUAAAUCCAACACCAAGACAAAAUCAUACUAAUGCAUCAGUAUCAUUUACAAAUGAGACAAUUCUUCAACAAGAAAAAAAAGAAGGUUUAACAACAAAACUUCGUCAAACUGUAAAUGCCAUUGGUAAACGUGGAGCAGGUGGGCGGAAUAGACAAAUACCUUUACCUGAUUUAACAAGUUUAACUCCACAAAGUCAAGAACUUAUUUUACAAACAGUUGAAAAAAUAAAAAAUGAAGAUAGUGAACAAGUAAUCGUAACAUUAGAUGAGAGUCGCGAUAUAUUACGAAGUUUAUAUGAAGAAUUUCAAAAUGAACAAAGUGAAUAUAAGAAAAAGCUUGAACAAAUAACAAGAAAUAAAGAAGCAGCAAUACGAAGACGAAGAGAAAAUGCGGUACCAAUUUCAUUGUUUCUACGACAAAAGAAAGAUACUGAAGGUUCUGCUGAUCUACGUCCAAAUUCAAGUAUGAAUGAAACAUAUCAAGCGCAUUUUCAAGCUCUUCUUACAACGAAUCAAAAUCCGGAUCAACAUCCAACAGAUAAAGCUGCUGUUAUUAAAUAUAUUCGUCGACGUGAACGACGAAAACGUGCUGAACAAAAUCGAAAAAGUUAUGAAGUAACUGAUGAGACUCUUGAAAAACAAACUGUAGACUUAAUGGAUGAAUUGGAUAGUAUGGAUAUGAAAUUCGAACGUGAACGACAAAGACAGAAUGAAAUAUCACGUACAAAAAUGCAACAACAGAGGAUUAAAUCACAUAAUGUACUUGAAGCGAAAGGAAUAAUUGAUCAAGCACAUGAAGCAAAUUUAAUACGUCAACGUGCUGAACAAGCACAGCGAGAAAAAAUUGAAGCACGUUUAUCAGCAGUACGUCGUCGAACACCAUCAGCACAAGCACAUAGUAUUCAUGUUCAAAGUCCUGCAAACGAUCGAGAGACAGAUUCACAAUUAACUAAUGAACAAAGAGCGGCAACUCAAAAUUCUAUUCGAAUAUUAAAUGACAAUGAUGCAUUUAAAGAUCUCGAUGAUGAACUCACUAAAAUUAAUAUAUAA
Messenger RNA from Adineta steineri, 1062 nucleotides. The record is from the annotation of a GenBank genome assembly. Lineage: Eukaryota; Metazoa; Rotifera; Eurotatoria; Adinetida; Adinetidae.